This is a messenger RNA of Macaca mulatta (Rhesus monkey), 1454 nucleotides long. RefSeq names its product CD8 subunit beta (gene CD8B). The record is from RefSeq and is a predicted model, not a curated record. Gene Ontology annotation, molecular function: MHC class I protein binding; coreceptor activity. Lineage: Eukaryota; Metazoa; Chordata; Mammalia; Primates; Cercopithecidae. Gene Ontology annotation, biological process: regulation of immune response. Gene Ontology annotation, cellular component: cell surface.
GCCCUCCCCACUGCUCCCCCCAGCUCCCCGACCCGGGGCGCCCCGCCCGGCCCGGCUCCUCACCCACCUCAGCCGCGACUGUCUUCGCCGAGCCCCCGGGGCCAGGUGUACCGGGCGCGCCACGAUGCGGCCGCGGCUGUGGCUCCUCCUGGCUGCACAGCUGGCAGUUGUCCGUGGCAGCUCAGUCCUCCAGCAGACCCCCGCAUACAUACAGGUGCAAACCAACAAAAUGGCGAUGCUGUCCUGCGAGGCUAAAAUCUCCCUCGGUAACAUGCGCAUCUACUGGCUGAGACAGCGCCAGGCCCCGAGCAGUGACAGUCACCACGAGUUCCUGGCCCUCUGGGAUUCCACAAAAGGGACUGUCCAUGGUGAAGAGGUGGCACAGGAGAAGAUAGCUGUGUUUCGGGAUGCAAGCCGGUUCAUUCUCAAUCUCACAAGCGUGAAGCCGGAAGACAGUGGCAUCUACUUCUGCAUGAUCAUCGGGAGCCCCGAGCUGACCUUCGGAAAGGGAACUCAGCUGAGUGUGGUUGAUUUCCUUCCCACCACUGCCCAGCCCACCAAGAAGUCCACCCCCAAGAAGAGAGGGUGCCGGUUACCCAGGCCAGCGACCCAGAAAGGCCCACUUUGUAGCCCCAUCACCCUCGGCCUGCUGGUGGCUGGCGUUCUGGUUUUGCUGGUUUCCCUGGGAGUGGCCAUCCACCUGUACUGCCGGCGGAGGAGAGCCCGGCUUCGUUUCAUCAAACAGUUUUACAAAUGAGCAGAGAAUACGGUUUUGGUGUCCUGCUACAAAAAGACAUUGGUCAGUAACGAGCGCGAUGUGGAAAAAGGAGAGAGGGGACACAUUCGACCCUGGAGAGUUCACUGGCUGCUUGCUUUUCACUGCUGCAAGGCCUUUCUGUGUGUGACGUGCAUGGGAGCAACUUGUUCUGGGCCAUCGGGAAUACUGGGGAGAAGGCUUCGUUGCCCCCAGGGCACUUCACAGAGUGUGCUGGAGGACUGCGUAAGAAAUGCCGCCCAUGCCACCGCUUCCAGCUCCUGUGCCUUCCCUGAGCUGGGACCUUUAGUGGUGGCUGUUUAGCCACCAUCUUUGCAAGUUGCUUUGCCCUGGUAGGGCAGUAACAUUGGGUCCUGGGUCUUUCAUGGGGUGAUACUGGGCUGGCUCCGUCUUGGUCUUCCCAGGCUGGGGCUGACCUUCCUCACAGAGAGGCCAGGCGCAGGUUGGGAAUGAAGCUUGCUGAGAGGGGCUGUCCAGUUCCCAGAAGCCAUGUCAGUCUCUGAGGGCUUCCUUUGGGGCUGGGAACUUGCGGGUUUGAGGAUAGGAGUUCACUUCAUCUUCCACUUGUCAGUUUCUCGGCUCCCAUUUCUACUCUCCCAUGGCUUAAUUCUUCUUUCAUUUUCUGCUCUUUUUAUACAAAUGUCUUAGUUGUACAAAUAAAGUCCCAGGUUAAAGAUAA